GUGUGUCAAAUGUAAAUGGAACUGGCACUAUAAACACUGCUGUGAGUCACACGCCUAGUAAAAUUCCACACACACCUCAGCACAGUUUAGUAGUGUUUAGUACAGUACACCUCAGUACAGUUACUACAUUUUCAUAUAGUCUAGCAACAUCUCAGCACAGUUUUAGAUCAGCACAGUCCAGAUCAGCACAGCUCAGCACAGGUUAGUUCAGCACAGACCAGUUUCCAGGAGGGGUUUGAACUUCUGACUUUUUUCCAUCAUCAUGACGAGUUCGUUCUUUCCGACUCUUUGGAGAGCGACGAGCUCAUUUUCCUGUUGAAUUGUGCCGGGGAGCUUCGCAAGUGUCAUUUCAGAGACGGGAACACGUGAUAAAAUGCUGCUGUAGGCUGUGUGGGAAUUAGGGAGCUGAUCCUGUGAACAUCAGUCGAACCCUGGGCCAGCCAUGUCUCUGAUGCAGAGCCUAAAGAACUCCCCAGCGGCUCUCCGGCACCGCUUCCGGCGCGACCGUACCGAGGGCCUAUCACAUGGUGACCCGCUCUUCAAGGUGCACUAUCUGGGCACGGAGAAGACCUACUCGCUGGACGUGGGGCAGGCGCAGGAGGCCAUCAGUCGGCUACUGGAUGGCGCCCCAGGGAAGCUGGCAAAAGAGCAUGCCCUGGUGGUGCGGCCGCGCUACGUCGAGGUGAAGGAGAUCAGCACGGGCCGCCAGCUCGCCAAGACCUUCCUGGAGGACAUCGCGUACUGUGCGGCCGACUCCGCCCACCCCAACGUCUUCCUCUUCAUCUGCAGACAGCGCAGCCGCCAGCUGCAGUGCCGCAUGUUCUGGUGCAGUCGGGCAGAGCGCGCCAAGGAAAUCACCGCCUGCCUGGCUGACGCCUUCCAGCGGGCGCUCAGCAACCGGCAGAACGCCCCCACCAAUCAGCAGCAAGGUGAGGGCCCAAGGGGCAGAGAGUUCCCACUUCCAGCCAAUCCCACAUCCAGGAGCUUCACGCUGCCAGCUCACCUGGGCAAAGGCGGCUCGCUGGAAGAGAUGGAGCCUAGCGUCUCACCAUCCAGCGAGAGUGACCCUGAGGAGGGGACACCCCACUGACGACCCAGCAUGCAUCAGCGAAGCCCCUUGGAUUUCUGGGCAGUGAAAGAGACUGGAUGAUAGUCAAUCAGAACUGAGGGACCCCCUUCAUCAGAGGCGAAAAGGCAAAUGUUGAGCCUGAACAGCAGCGUGGUAAAGGACUGCAACUUUUAACCCACAGGUAACAGGUUCCAGCCCCAUGAGAGGCCCUCCAGUUUGUGCCCCUGAGCCAGGUGCAGUGUAAAUGGGUAAAAAUGAUCAUUGCUCUUGUUGAAAGGGCUGCAGACACAUCAGAAUAAUAAAACUUGGCAGUAUGUACCAUUUCAAGCCAAUCAAUUUCAUUUUAAAAUUAUCAACUGUUUCUUUUCUGUUUCAGUUUCUGUACCCAUAUGACUUUUUAGUGGCUGUCACUGAACAAAGGCUUCCAGUUUUCAGCCUCUCAGCUUCUGUUCUGUUUCACACUGUAUCGUAAGUGGGCAAAUAAUUGUAAGCAAGUCAACAGUAAUGUAUAAACUUUUUUACAUGUAUUUCAGUACACUGCUGUGCACAUGAGUCUCUGCUACUCAUAUUUUCAUGUAAAAAGCCAAAGUGGACUAUGCAGAAGCUAUCAGGACUGCAGCUGUCUGGGAUGGAGCUGUAAGAGACAGACAAAAUGAAUCCUUGUCCCAUUAGGAGGAUGAGUCUAAUAGUGAAGUGCAUUUACACGUGUGACACACUUCCAAUCCCAGCCCUGGACAGCAGCUUGUCAGGGCUUUCCCUUCUAUCAGUGACACCUGAUGCCAUGAGAAGGUCUUCCCAGCUUUUGGACAUCAUUGGUUAUAAAGAGAAGGUCCAGGAUUGAACACCCAAUGGAAAAAAGAAAGGGGGGGGGGGAAAUGGAAGUGAUCCCCCCCACCCUAGUCCUCAAAUAAUCCAACAUCACCCAGAUGCUUGUAGGUGAGCACAUGGCAAAAAGCUGAGAUGAUGGGCUAGAAGACACACUAGGGAUGCUUCUAUCACAGAUGGACUUGAAGAGCCACAGGGCACAAGGAGAAGAGGGGACAUGAGACAACUCAGUGCUUAUAACUCUUACACUUUUCCCUUAUAAUGGCAUUUGUGCUAGUGUCCCCGGUGAGACAGUGGGCAAACUGACUACUUGUCAUGUAACUUGCACAAAAAAAAAAAAAAAAAAAA
Messenger RNA from Scleropages formosus (Asian bonytongue), 2242 nucleotides. RefSeq names its product protein FAM43B-like. Lineage: Eukaryota; Metazoa; Chordata; Actinopteri; Osteoglossiformes; Osteoglossidae. Gene Ontology annotation, cellular component: early endosome. The record is from RefSeq and is a predicted model, not a curated record. Bases 443 to 1090 code for a protein of 215 amino acids. The transcript is spliced from 3 exons.